GAAAAAAACAGGCAUAAAAGGAAUUUAUAUGUAAUGUCUAAUUCUAAGGAAAAUCCUGAUCACAGUCAAGGGAAAACAACGAAAUCACUAUCAUUGUCUUCAUAAAAUUGGCUUAAAUACUUGUAAAUAUAUAUAAUGUCAAAUCUUAAGAAAAGUACUGACCCUACUCAACGGGAAUCUACAAUGCUGGAUGAGCAACCGCAAGCAACAGUAAAGAAAAAAGGAGACACAGGACAACCCAGAUGUAAACUGGAUUUGCAUGGUUGUUUAAAUCUUCAAGAUAUUUUAUUGAUAUUUGAUAGUCCUGUGAGCCAAGAGCGAGCAUGGGCAUUGUGCUAUCAGACAGCUAAGAGUCUUUCAAACUCAACACAAAAUAAAUUUUAUGAGAUAUCAGAAUAUUCGCAUAUUGUUCUUCAUAAAGAUGGAAAUGUACAACUUGAUAGCUUAGCAGGCUCUAAGCAACCUCUUGUUUCUGAGGAGAAGGCAGUUCUUUCAUUGGGUAUGGUGAUCUUUAAGGCCUUGGAUUUUGGUUCUAAUGCAGAAGAAGAAAUAGCUUUGUCACCAGACCUUGAAGCUCUUAUUACAUUGAUGACAAAUUGUACUCGAACAUCUGAAGGCGAUGUGGAGGGACGCUUGCAAGAAACUGAUGAUGAAGGCAUUGAGCGGGACUCGGGUGAUACAGAUGCGGACGACGAUAUGAUGUCGAAAACGGCUGAGCCGUACACAGGUAGUUCUGUAUGUACUCUGAAGACUGUCCUCCAAAUAUGCGCACGACACAUACAAAAUUUGCAUGAAGAUAUCGAUACUUAUUAUCAGAAUGUGAUACAAACGUUUGUGGAGGAGGCCUUAUCUCUCUCUCAAUUUCUCGAAAAAGUGGUUGUUGAUAAACAAUCACAAGAUUUGUUUAAUAUGAAUGGGACUGAUCAUAGUUCGACUUCGCUACAAAAUCUUGAUACGUUGGAUUUCAAUGAUUGGACGGACGUUAGAAUUUGGAGGGCCAUACAAGCCAGGUUUUGGGUUCAAGUUAUCGGCGAAUUGAGGCGAGGGGUGAAAUUGAAGAAGGUAGAAGCUAAUUUGGGUUCGCGUGCUUCCUCACGCGGACAAGGAAAAUGUCCGGACUAUAAGCUGACUCCUUACGAGAUCUUGAUGGACGAUAUUAGGGAGAGACGGUAUCAUCUCAGAAAGACACCGCCCACAUCUUCAAGGAAAGAUGCACAUGCCAUUAUUCUUGAGUUUAUUCGUAGUCGCCCACCACUUAAAAAGGCUUCAGAGAGACGAUUACGACCGUUACAGAAGGAAUGCACCUUGAGAGAAUUACUUAUGGAGAGCAUAAAGAAACCUCCAAAGCCUUUGAGAUCAUCUUGCUCGAGACAAAACACCGCAAAAGUUGAAGAAAUAUCACCUUGCGACGCAGGCGGCGUGUCUCGCAUGAUAGUCCUCGGGGAGGUGCCGCCGUCGCAGCCGGAGCAGGAGCAGGAGUCCGCGCAGGAUGUUGCGGCUCAGUGGUUGCAGUCGGAGGAUCAGAAGGCGACAGCGGCGCCGGGUUCUGGUGCCGGCGUCUUGACGGCACCAAGUCGCAGGAAACAGGACGUUCCGCCGGUGCCGCAACCACGACAAAGGAUCUCCAAGGACCGACCCGAUGUCAGGGUCGUGCCAGCUAGGAAUCGUAAGUCGCGUAGAAGGCGCAUUACGGUCGCAGAUGUAACGCACAACGGAGAAGGUAUUAAGGAGUACGAACCAUCAGCGACUCCAAAACCACCCGGAAGAAAUCUGGACGUGUCAAACGCAGCCAGGCGACCCAAGAAAGUGAUACCCGUGGAUUUUGAUCUGAAGUUAGACGCAGAAGAUGACGAUGACGACGAUGAUGAAUAUUAUAACGAUGAGGAUUUCGCCGAGACGAGGUUUGAGGAGGAGGAUGAAGCUUCUAAUUACUGGCACCUAAAGGAUUACACUUUCGGUGGCCGGGGUGUGCGAAACGGGCACAAGGAUCACGAGCAGAGGGAUGACGACGAAGCAGGAUCAGCGAAUCCUUGGCGGAAGACUGGUGGGCUUCGCUUGACUAGGAAUGAAUAUCAUCGAUUCUGCGAUGCUCAAUUAGAAUCUUACGAUUUAGCGACGCAAUGUCCUUCCCGGAGAGCGUCCGCAAAAAGGCAUUCUGCGAAGUGCGCUAUACCAUUAAUGUCGCUCACAGGGACGACGUCUUUGCCGCAGUCACGACCGCAGAGUCGGCAGCAUGCCGGUCUCACGGAUUCAUCGCUGAGCCAAGGUCCAAGUCCCAAUAUCAGUCUAAAUCCCAGCCCGAGUCUAAGUCCGCAGCCACGAGCGAGGCAACCGCGACGGGCAUACACAAUCACCGAAGGCAAGGACGAGAAAGUACCUGGCGAAGAAUGGGAAGAUGAUGCUGAUCGGAAAGCAACGCUCGGGGACAUGUUAUUGGAUGAAAGACUCUCGUUAACGUUGGACGAGAUCGUUCACAUCCGUAGUGUUCUCACGAAAGCCGAACUGGAGUCUCUUCCCGUGGAAGGGCGCGUGAAAGAAGAUGUGGAGAAACGACGCGUUUGCUUCCUCUGCUUGAAAACGCGUUUCGGUCUGUUGGGUCCUUGGGGUCAACGCUGUCGCUUGUGCAAGAGGACCGUCUGCGUAAAAUGCUAUUCGAAAAUGCGGAUACCGACAGAGCAGUUUGCCCGGGUGCCAGUCGUGUUACUCUCCCCCGGGCUGCUACUCUCACCUACGGAAGCGGAAAGUGGCGGUGGCGGCGGUGGCGGUGGCGGCGGUGGCGGCAGCGGCAGCAAAAGUCCCUGGUUGAGAAACACAGGUGCUGUCGGCUCAGCACCGGCGUCUCCUGCGUCUAGGCGAAAGGAUUCCGCAUUGCGCAGCGGCACACCUGCUUCAACACCAACGACGACACCUGUCUCUGCGUUGACGCCAACGUCGACACCACCUUGUCACGCGCGUCGAGAAAUAGAGGGUCAAGGACUAGAUAAAAGAUGCUACAAAGGCAGUGGCAGCCCUGCUGCUCUGUCGACUACGAAGACGUUUUCGACGUCUAGCGGACCGAGCGCCGAGCAACGUAUGGCAGCAGAACGGCUGCGCGGUGUCGCCGUCGUCGUCUGUCACGACUGUCGUAUCAUGGUCAUUCAGAUAAUCAAGAGCUCGAGAACGACGCGCGCUACGAUACGCAACAAUGUCAUCUCUCGCCUCACUUUGAACCUCUCCCCAGCGUAUGUCUAAUCUCGUCGCCUCUUCGUGAGACUUCCGUCAGGAAGUUCCGGUGCAUCGUUUCACUAUUGUUUCCACGUUCUACCUUGUGCAGCUCAUGUUCGUUCUGAACGCAUUCUGCAUUGGCAACGAGAACAAUUGCCGUCAUUUUUGCAACUCUAAAGAAAGAAAGGAGGAAAUGCGUUGCACACACAGGCGUCUGUUUUCAUUGCGAGAUGUGAGAAUAUAUUCAUAUGAAAAGUGGAUGUGUCUAAGAUGCGGUACAUCGCGCAAAUCGAGGAUUGAAAUUGAUAUAAUUUUGCUAAGUUUAAUUUUCAACGGAAGAGAUGAGCAAACAGGAAUGCAUUGUGUCAACAGGUAUAUUUUAGUAGUCUUGCGAAUAAACAUAUGCAUCAUCAGUGAUCCUAUUUGUUUUCCGAUAUUCAAAUUUAAGUUUGGUGAAAUUAUAUCAAUUUCAAUAAACAGUGGAUUAUUUAUAGGCGAUUUGCUUUACGCGUUGAGAUACUUAUUCUGAGCUCAAAUGUUUUUCUCUCUAUAUUUUCUUUAUAUUGCACAAAUCUGUUUCAACACGUAAAGACUGUAUGUUUUUGCAAGACAUUCAAUACUCUACUUCGAAAUCUUUUUGGCUUCUGCACAGGAAAGUUUCUUUUUAUCGUAAACUCUUCUCUAUGUCAUAGAAUGUGAAAUAUAAGAUUAAAGAACUCCAGUAAUAACAAAUCCAAAGACUUAAGAAUCUGUGAAUUUGUAAAUUUCAGAUGACCAACUUCUUUGUGCAUCAGCUAAAAACAUUUUUCAGGAAGAGUAUUGCAUUACAUUCUAAUAGACAAAUAUUCCAAAGCACGAAAUAUGAUAUUAAUUUUUCAAUUAAAUU
This is a messenger RNA of Harpegnathos saltator (Jerdon's jumping ant), 4090 nucleotides long. It is a transcript of the gene spir, whose product is annotated as spire type actin nucleation factor. Lineage: Eukaryota; Metazoa; Arthropoda; Insecta; Hymenoptera; Formicidae. The transcript has 15 exons. Gene Ontology annotation, cellular component: cytoplasmic vesicle membrane; cell cortex. Gene Ontology annotation, biological process: cleavage furrow formation; actin nucleation; establishment of meiotic spindle localization. The record is from RefSeq and is a predicted model, not a curated record. The coding region runs from base 136 to 3231 and encodes 1031 amino acids. Gene Ontology annotation, molecular function: microtubule binding; actin binding.